UACCCAACAACAGAACCAACCACUACCCCUUCCAGCCUUCAACCAUGAAUUUUCUCCAGAAAAUGAACAUCCAUACCCACGAAGGUUCAAUCCUAAGGGGGUCAAACUUGAUUUCCCUCAUUUUCAAGGUGUUAAUCCAGCAGCAUGGCUUUUCAAGGGAUUGGGGCCUUUUCCAGAUCAUUACUACUUCGUUUUGGUCCAACAGCAUAUAACGACCCCAUGGAAGCGUUGACAAGGCUCAAGCAGACCAGCUCCGUCGCUGGUUACAUGGCGCAGUUCGAAACAUUAUCCAAUCGCUUGAGGGGGCUCUCGGAUGUCCAUAAGUUGAGUUGUUUUCUCAGCGGCUUGAAGGACGAGCUCCGCAUACCAAUCCGAAUGCUCCGCCUGCAACCGUAUUGCCAGAAAACGGUGGCGUUGCGCCGGAAUAUGAAGUUGGCUCCACGCUUCUAUGGGCCUUUCAAGGUGCUUCAGAAGCUUGGAUCUAUGGCCUACCACCUUGAGUUACCCCCCCUCUUCUAAAAUCCACCCAGUUUUCCAUGUUUCCUGCUUGAAAAGGAAACUGGGGGAUUGUAUUCAACCAUUGGCCACGGUCCCACCCACCAACGACGGCGGCGAAGUGAUUCCCGAGCUAGAGGUGGUGCAUGAUCGACGUAUGAGACAACAUAGGGGACGGGUUGCAACAGAGGUGUUGAUUAAAUGGGUAGGGCUUUCAGAAGAGGAUAAUACUUGGAAAAAUCUCUGGAAACUUAGGACUUUGUAUCCACACCUUGUGGACAAGGUCUUAUAAGGAAAGGGGAAUGUUAGGAGGUCUUCUAGCUCGAGAUCCAUGGAGGUAAAGUUUGAACUUUACAAGCUGAAGAGAGAGGAUGCUGAAGUGUAGAAGAAGAAAUGAGAAGAUGAAGGCAUGGGUUUUCG
Molecule: messenger RNA, 915 nt
Organism: Juglans microcarpa x Juglans regia
Lineage: Eukaryota; Viridiplantae; Streptophyta; Magnoliopsida; Fagales; Juglandaceae
Exons: 3
Coding region: 145-519 (124 amino acids)
Source: RefSeq, a predicted model, not a curated record